AUGAGAAAUUUGAGUGGUGGCCACGUAGUGGACUUUGUCUUGGUGGGUUUCCCUACGUCACCACCCCUGCAGCUUCUCCUCUUCAUCUUCUUUUUUGCAAUUUACCUGUUAACGUUGUUAGAGAAUACACUUAUUGUCUCCACCAUCUGGUUCACUCCAAGCCUUCAUCGCCCCAUGUACUUUUUUCUUGGCCAUCUCUCCUUCUUAGAGCUUUGGUACAUCAAUGUCACCAUUCCUCGGCUGUUGGGAGCAUUUCUUACACAGGAUGGUAGAGUCUCCUACACAGGAUGCAUGACCCAACUCUACUUCUUCAUUGCUUUAGCGUGCACCGAGUGUGUCCUGCUGGCCAUGAUGGCCUAUGACCGUUACCUUGCCAUCUGCGAGCCUCUUCGUUACCCUAGUCUCAUGCCUGCCAGCUUGUCCACUCGCCUUGCUGCUGCCUCUUGGGGCAGUGGCUUCUUCAGUUCUAUGAUGAAGCUUCUUUUCAUUUCCCGACUGUCCUACUGCGGACCUAACAUCAUCAACCAUUUUUUCUGUGAUAUCUCUCCGCUGCUCAACCUCACCUGCUCUGACAAGGAGCAAGCAGAACUAGUAGAUUUCCUCCUGGCCCUGGUGAUGAUUCUACUCCCUCUGUUGGCUGUGGUUUCGUCAUACGCUGCAAUCAUUGCCGCCAUUUUGAGGAUCCCUACAGCCCAGGGACGCCACAGAGCCUUCUCCACCUGUGCCUCUCACCUGGCUGUGGUUGUUAUUUACUACUCAUCCACUCUCUUCACGUAUGCACGGCCCCGAGCUAUGUACAUGUUCAACCAUAACAAGAUCAUCUCUGUGCUCUACACUGUCAUUGUACCAUUCCUCAACCCAGCUAUCUACUGCCUGAGAAAUACAGAGGUGAAGGAUGCCUUUAGGAAGACAGUACUGGGAAGAUGUCACUGUCAUAGGGAUGUUCCCGACUGA
Ochotona princeps (American pika) is the source of this 954-nucleotide messenger RNA. RefSeq names its product olfactory receptor 6P1. The record is from RefSeq and is a predicted model, not a curated record. Gene Ontology annotation, molecular function: olfactory receptor activity; G protein-coupled receptor activity. Gene Ontology annotation, cellular component: membrane. The coding region runs from base 1 to 954 and encodes 317 amino acids. The transcript has a single exon. Lineage: Eukaryota; Metazoa; Chordata; Mammalia; Lagomorpha; Ochotonidae. Gene Ontology annotation, biological process: G protein-coupled receptor signaling pathway.